Molecule: messenger RNA, 3030 nt
Organism: Pipistrellus kuhlii (Kuhl's pipistrelle)
Lineage: Eukaryota; Metazoa; Chordata; Mammalia; Chiroptera; Vespertilionidae
Gene: CNGA4
Product: cyclic nucleotide gated channel subunit alpha 4
Exons: 6
Coding region: 625-2376 (583 amino acids)
Biological process (GO): potassium ion transport; monoatomic cation transmembrane transport
Cellular component (GO): intracellular cyclic nucleotide activated cation channel complex; plasma membrane
Molecular function (GO): intracellularly cGMP-activated cation channel activity; cGMP binding; voltage-gated potassium channel activity
Source: RefSeq, a predicted model, not a curated record
CCUCAUCCAGCAAGCGUUAGGAAGGUGGAGGUGGUUGUAAGGUAGGGUACAGAUAAUGGAAACAGUGCUCACAUCUGAUGUGAUAGGUGUUUGUCCCUGGAGACUAAAUAGUUCAGCACCUAACACAAAUGGUCCACUGGGUAAAUAUUGUUAAAUGAAUAAAUAAUGAGGCCCAAGCGGGGAACUUGCAUAAAGUAAAACAGAAUGAAAGCCUGAGCCCACACUGUCACUAAUGUCUUCUGUCUAGAAGGCCCCUCUGUAGUCCAGCUUGGCGGUAGUGGUGGGAGGGAGGGGGGUAGAGAAAAGGCCCAGCCUUCUCUCUGAGGCAUGCACCCCCACCUUCUCCAGGGACCUCAUUAGAGAUGUUUAGCUGAGCAGGUGUAAACCCAAUGCCCUGGGAGACAGGGCGGGGCGCCAGAGCCACACUGCUCCUCUCCUCCAGUAGAGCUGGCCUUGGUUGUGUUGCUAAGAGCUUCAGAGGCCAAAGACUGAGAAGUCAGAGCUGGAGACUAAGGGCUGCCUCUUCCAGUCAGGCAGGCCGGCGGGCACUAGUCUGCAUCUCCUGAAGCAGCCUGCCAGCAGAGGCCCUGGCUAUCUCGCACCCAGGCACCGGGCCACAGAACCAUGAGCCAGGACAGCAAAGUGAAGAUGACAGAAUCCAGCCCCCCUGCCCAGGCCAAGGCCAGGAAGGCGCUGCCUGUCCUGGACCCAUCUGGGGAUUACUACUACUGGUGGCUGAACACGAUGGUCUUCCCUGUGAUGUAUAACCUCAUCAUCAUCGUGUGCAGAGCCUGCUUUCCUGACUUGCAGCAUGGUUACCUGGCGGCCUGGUUAGUGCUGGACUACACUUGUGACCUACUGUACUUACUGGACAUCGUGGUGCGCUUCCACACGGGAUUCUUGGAGCAGGGCAUCCUGGUAGUGGACAAAGGGAGGAUCGCGAGUCGCUACGUUCGCACCUGGAGCUUCUUUUUGGACUUGGCUUCCCUGGCGCCCACAGACGCCGCCUACGUGCGGCUGGGCCCGCACACGCCCACGCUGAGGCUGAACCGCUUUCUGCGUGUGCCCCGCCUCUUCGAGGCCUUCGACCGCACGGAGACCCGCACGGCCUACCCCAAUGCCUUCCGCAUCGCCAAGCUGAUGCUCUACAUUUUCGUGGUCAUCCACUGGAACAGCUGCCUCUACUUCGCCCUGUCCCAGUACCUGGGCUUCGGGCGCGACCCCUGGGUGUACCCGGACCCCGCGCAGCCUGGCUUCGAGCGCCUGCGGCGCCAGUACCUCUACAGCUUCUACUUCUCCACGCUCAUCCUCACCACCGUGGGCGACAUCCCGCUGCCCGAGAGGGAGGAGGAGUACCUCUUCAUGGUGGGCGACUUCCUGCUGGCCGUCAUGGGCUUCGCCACCAUCAUGGGCAGCAUGAGCUCCGUCAUCUACAACAUGAACACCGCGGACGCGGCCUUCUACCCCGACCACGCGCUGGUGAAGAAGUACAUGAAGCUGCAGCACGUCAACCGCCGGCUGGAGCGGCGCGUGAUUGACUGGUACCAGCACCUGCAGAUCAACAAGAAGAUGACCAACGAGGUGGCCAUCUUACAGCACUUGCCGGAGCGCUUGCGGGCAGAAGUGGCCGUGUCUGUGCACCUGUCUACUCUGAGCCGGGUGCAGAUCUUCCAGAACUGUGAGGCCAGCCUGCUGGAGGAGCUGGUGCUGAAGCUUCAGCCCCAGACCUACUCGCCAGGCGAAUACGUCUGCCGCAAGGGGGACAUCGGCCGGGAGAUGUACAUCAUCCGCGAGGGUCAGCUGGCCGUGGUGGCAGAUGAUGGUGUCACACAGUAUGCUGUGCUUGGCGCAGGGCUCUACUUUGGGGAGAUCAGCAUCAUCAACAUCAAAGGGAAUAUGUCUGGGAACCGCCGCACAGCCAACAUCAAGAGCCUAGGUUAUUCGGACCUGUUUUGCCUGAGCAAAGAAGACCUGCGGGAAGUGCUGAGCGAGUAUCCACAGGCCCAGACUGUCAUGGAGGAAAAGGGCCGUGAGAUCCUUCUCAAAAUGAACAAGUUGGACGUGAAUGCUGAGGCAGCUGAGAUCGCCCUACAGGAGGCCACGGAGUCCCGGCUACGAGGCCUUGACCAACAGCUGGAUGAUCUACAGACCAAGUUCGCUCGUCUUCUGGCUGAGCUGGAGUCCAGUGCCCUCAAGAUUGCUUAUCGCAUUGAACGGCUGGAGUGGCAGACUCGAGAGUGGCCAAUGCCUGAGGAAUUGGCUGAGGCCGAUGAUGAAGGCGAGUCUGGGGAGGGAACUUCCAAGGAUGAGGACAGCCAAGAAGGACCUCAGGCUCAGAGUGACCCCAUCCCUAUCCCUAGGAAUCCAGAAUUAUAGGACAGCCGGCCUGCAGAAACUCUGCCAUCCUGUCUGCUGGGUUCCAGAGAUGGGAGUGAAUUGGGUCUGCAGAUGCCCACCUGGAGAUGUAGGAGUGUAGCAGACACUCAUUCCCCACUCACCAAUGCACACACAUGUGCACACAUACUACAAUUGCACAUACAUAUACAAUGCUCUAGAAUUUCCGUUCUCAGAGCGCACAUGCUUGCUCACAAACAUAGUUAUAUCUUAUACCCACAUGAUAUAUGCACAUUCAAUCAUGCACCACAAAAACACACAUAUACUGAGAGCCAUACACCAGUAGACACACAGAUGCCCUCCACACACUUGUAAAUACACAAAAGCACAUCCAGAGCCCUCUUGUUCCAAGGUAUCCUUUAAAUGCCCCCCAUAUGGGGUCACAGGUGUACCUUGCAAAUUGCACUUCAAUAAAGUACGUGCCUUCUCACCGAGCAUUUAUGGAGCUGAUGGGGAAAGGCUACUGGCUUUAGUAGUGGGCCAGAUGACUUCUCUCUGGAGAAGUCACAAGGGUGAGAGGCAUGAGCUCUGUUGUAGCUGGUGGGUUGUAUUCAAAGGGGCUGGAAUACCUGAUGAAGUGAGAAUAGUACUGAGGCAAAGCGAAGCAGGAUUAUACCCCACACUGCUAUAGUGUGU